CCCGCGUGGCUGGAGGAGAGGAGAGGAGAGGAGAGUUUCGACUUUCGACAGACGGACAGAGGGACAGAGGAUUGGAAGAACAACAUUGGAUUUGGGCGGCCUGGCCACGCCACCCUCGCUCCGCAGAUCCUAUUCCAUCCCAUCACAGAUACAUCAAUCAAUAUUGCCACAUGUUCCUGCUGGAAUUCCGACGCCGUUUUCGGGUUGCCUUCGACGCCUCUGCCUCCGAUCUGAGCUCCUGAGAUUAUGUGCUUGAAGCAUGAUGCCUUGUUUUGGGUUAAUGAGGUGUGUAGAAGGGGAGUGUGGUCGGCUUGUUUGUCCGGAAAAUGAAUUUUGAAAAUCUUUAUACUCAGGUACAACAUUAAAGGUCAACCACAUUCAAUUUUGUGAACUGAGAAAUGGCAGAUGAAGCGUCAAGCUUUUGGGGCCCUGUCACAUCAUAUGAUUGGUGUGAGGCAAAUUACAUCAACUCUUCCUAUAUUGCCGAAUUUUUCAACACCGUCUCUAAUAUUCCAUGCGUACUUCUGGCAUUCAUUGGUCUGGUGAAUGCAGUGAGACAACGCUUCGAGAAAAGGUUUAGUGUCCUUCACAUAUCAAAUAUGAUACUUGCCAUUGGCAGCAUGGUGUAUCAUGCCAGUCUGCAGCGGAUGCAGCAGCAAGGCGACGAAACACCCAUGGUAUGGGAAAUGCUCCUGUAUAUCUACAUUCUCUACUCCCCCGACUGGCAUUAUCAGAGCACCAUGCCGACGUUUUUGUUCCUCUAUGGGGCUGUUUUUGCCGUUGCACAUUCACAGAUCCGCUUUGACAUUGGCUUUAAGGCGCACUAUGCGGUGCUUUGUCUCCUCUGCAUCCCGAGGAUGUACAAGUACUACAUCUACACAGAAGAGAGAUCGGCCAAGCGUGUCGCCAAGUUGUAUGCUGCGACUCUCUUGAUCGGGAGCCUGUGUUGGCUGGUGGAUCGGCUGCUGUGCGAUGUUGUCGUCUCGUGCUGGUACCUCAACCCGCAGGGCCAUGCUCUGUGGCACAUCCUCAUGGGCUUCAACUCGUACUUGGCCAACACAUUCCUCAUGUACUGCCGGGCUCAACAACGGGAGUGGAACCCACAGGUGAAGCACUUGUUGGGCUUCUUCCCUUACGUGAAGAUUCGGAAGCCAAAAGUGCAGUAGGAGGCAGGCAAAGCGUUAACAGCUCAAAUCGGGUUCGGUAUGAUUUUGGGCAUGGUAUGUAUGUUUAUGUUUUUUCCCAUUUGAAGAAUGAGUGAGUAUCCAUCCAUCCAGUGUAGUCAGUCAGUAAAUGGAUAGGAAUGGAUUAUGAUUUUGGGAGAGGGUCAUUUUUUGGUGGUUCAAUUUGGAGUGGAGAGUGAGUGUGUGAGAGCUAAGUAAGUGAGAAAGAUGGUCACAACACAAGAAAGGAAGACUAUUUUGACAUUUGACAAUUGACAUAGGCACAGAGAGAGAGAGAGAGAGGCAUAGUUGAUUGGUUGAAGUCUUCUUAAUCUUUCUAUUCACAUUCUAAUGCUGCUGCUGCUGCUGCUGCUGCUGUUAUUGAACAGUUGAGAGUUACGUGUUGAGUUUGAUAUGUUUUUCUUUUCAUUUUAUUUAUGUGCGCCAUAACAUUUUAAA
Messenger RNA from Andrographis paniculata, 1622 nucleotides. Its product is annotated as alkaline ceramidase-like. The record is from RefSeq and is a predicted model, not a curated record. The transcript has 4 exons. Gene Ontology annotation, biological process: autophagy; response to salt stress; defense response to other organism. Lineage: Eukaryota; Viridiplantae; Streptophyta; Magnoliopsida; Lamiales; Acanthaceae. Gene Ontology annotation, cellular component: membrane. Bases 399 to 1166 code for a protein of 255 amino acids. Gene Ontology annotation, molecular function: hydrolase activity, acting on carbon-nitrogen (but not peptide) bonds, in linear amides.